AUGGUCUCCGCUUGGUCCAAGGUCGCUUUGGUUGCGGGUCUCGCAGCCUCAGCCUACGGCCAAACUUAUUCCGACUGCAAUCCCAUGAAGAAGUCGGGCUGCGAGCCUAAUCCUGGACUAGAUGCUUCUUUGUACUCUUUCGACUUCACAAAGGGCGCUGACGAUGAUAACUGGGAGGGAACGGGCCACGGAGAAGUCAAGUACACUUCGGAAGGUGCCGAGUUCUCUGUUAACAAGCAGGGCGACUCCCCCACCCUUCAGAGCAAGUGGUACAUGUUCUUUGGUCGUUAUGAGGUUCACAUGAAGGCUGCACCUGGUGUGGGUAUUGUCUCUUCUAUUGUGAUGUUGUCAGAUGUCCUCGACGAGGUUGAUUGGGAGUUCCUCGGAGGUGCUGGAGGCGAAGUUCAGACCAACUGGUACGCCAAGGGCAGCAGCGACAACACCCAAAGUCUCACAUUCCCCGCCGACAACAACCAAGGCGUAUUCCACAACUACACCGUUACCUGGACCCCCGAAUCCGUCGAGUGGUACGUCAACGACGUCCAGGUCCGCACCCUCAAGUUCGCCGAGUCCAACUACCCUCAAACACCCAUGCGAUUGAAGCUCGGUAUCUGGGCUGGUGGUGAUCCCGAUAAUGCAGAGGGAACUAUUGAGUGGGCUGGCGGAGAGACCGAUUACAAGGAUGUCCCUUACACCAUGACCGUCCAGAAGAUCAAGGUUCAAAACCUCAACCCCGCUAAGGAAUACACCUACGGUGACAGUUCCGGAUCAUACAAGAGCAUCGACUUUGAUAAGAAGGACAGCGGCCGGGAGGGCAACAUGAGCGAGAAGGACGAGGAGAAGGAGCAGGAGACGAAAUCUGCUGCUGAAGCCGCCUCCACAACUUCCUCCGACUCCUCCAGCAAGACUGCCUCCGACUCCGAGGCUACCACCAUGUCUACCGCCAAGUCAAGCGAGACCGCCAGCGCCGACUUCAAGAACAACGGAGCUGCCGAGACAAGUGGUUCGGAUGCUGAUGCUACCUCAACGGGAAGCACUGCCUCUUCUACCGCUGAGAGCGACGAGAACAGCGCUUCUGGAAACAUGCCCAAGAUGUGGUUGAGUCUGGGAGCUCUAUGCGCUGCGAUGGUUAUGAUGUAG
This is a messenger RNA of Fusarium coffeatum, 1140 nucleotides long. RefSeq lists its product as uncharacterized. Gene Ontology annotation, cellular component: fungal-type cell wall. Gene Ontology annotation, molecular function: hydrolase activity, hydrolyzing O-glycosyl compounds; glycosyltransferase activity. The coding region runs from base 1 to 1140 and encodes 379 amino acids. The transcript is spliced from 3 exons. Gene Ontology annotation, biological process: fungal-type cell wall organization; carbohydrate metabolic process. The record is from RefSeq and is a predicted model, not a curated record. Lineage: Eukaryota; Fungi; Ascomycota; Sordariomycetes; Hypocreales; Nectriaceae.